Molecule: messenger RNA, 1236 nt
Organism: Perkinsus marinus ATCC 50983
Lineage: Eukaryota; Perkinsozoa; Perkinsida; Perkinsidae
Product: Coiled-coil domain-containing protein, putative
Exons: 9
Coding region: 1-1236 (411 amino acids)
Source: RefSeq, a predicted model, not a curated record
AUGCAAGACCUUAUAACGGCGGAGGAAGAUGCUGAGCAUGUUGAGGACCGGGGUCCGAGCAGCUACUCCUCGUCGCCGAUCACGAAGCUCCUCGAGAAGCGUCGGGAGAUGUACGACGUUAAUGACGUUUUGGAGACUCAGAAAGCGAAAUACGCGAAUGAAGAGGAGACAUUUCAAAAGGUUGAGGAUGAUAUCAGAGCACGAGAUCUGCAUCUUCAGCAUCAGCUAGUGCAAUACAACAAAUUCCUACAGGAUAACGAAGGGAAGCGUCGUCGAGCUGAGCUGAGAGCUGGAGAGGAGGUUCAUCAGAUCGCAAUAAAGGGGGAGGAAAUUAAGGAUAUGGAACGGGAACUGACAGAGUCUCAUCGGAUGCAUAAGGAACUCCGUCAGGCAGUUGCUAGGAGUGAUCGAGAAAUGCCGACGGGGGGGAAAUUUUCUUCUGUAGAUCUUCGCUAUAAAACUUUCUUGGAGCUCGUAAGAGACAGCUCGGAGGAGUUCUCAGAGAUACAGGAUAUACUCGCUAGAUACCACACGCUGGAGAUGGCGAAUACUGAUCUACGGGCAGCCCAGUCCAACCUCGAUGGACGAGCGGAGGAGAUGAGAACGAAGCUUAGCGUGUACAACAAGAGGAAGGCGAUGGAGAUACUGGAGGCCACCAAUCGGGCGGCCUCUCUGCAGGCUGAUCUCGAGGAUAUGGAAAAGCGAGUUAUGGAGCUGGAUGAGGAGGUAAAGGAAGCCUCUGAGGAAGAUGCAGGGCUUCGGCUGACUCUCGCUCGAAUCGUGGCUAGCGUGGAGAAUCUUUUCAAACGGUGUACUACGCAGAAAUCUCAGACGCAACAUGGCAGUUCUAUACAGGAGGACGAGGAUGCGGACCCUUCAACAGGUUGGGGUCCGGCCCCUCAAGCUUCCCGUGGAACUGGGUUAUCUCAGAAACAGAAGGCGGAGUUGGAAAUGCGGGAAUAUCGCAAGAAAACUGAUUGUGCUUUGAAGCAACUAUCGACCAUAUGCGCCUAUAUGGCUGAUCUCCGCGAUAUCGCCGAGCAAAUCAAGAAGGAAAGAAAAGCUGCGAAGAAGCAGCAGCGUCCAGUACUUUUUGAUCAGCACUCCCAGCCCAAGGCGGAGAUCAUACGCAGCCAUUCGCCACCUGUGGCCGCCACUAGGGCGUCUUCAAGUGGAGUACGCACCACGCGAACGGUGUCGUCAUCUUCUGGUUCGAGGGCCACUUCCCGGAAAUGA